ACGUCAAUAUGCCACCAAUUCUCAAUAAAAACAAAAAGGACUUAGCUGAGCAAGAGGGCCGAAUCUUAUUAGCCAUUUCCGAUUUAAAAAACGAACGAAUCUUGCGCGUGGCUCAAGCUGCAAGGAUUUAUAAGAUACCCCGGACCACUCUACAGAGGAGAUUAAGCGGUACUCAACAAAGAUCUCAAAUACGCGCCAACAGUCAUAAAUUGACUCAAUUUGAGGAGGAAUCACUUGUCAAAUGGAUACUCUACCUGGAUAAACAUGGAUUACCUCCUCGGCACUCUCUUGUUGGAGAAAAAUGGGUAUAUAACCUUGUCAAACGUCGUCCAGAGAUUGAAUUAAAAUUCUCGCGGAAAUACAACUAUGAACGUGCUAAAUGCGAAGAUUCGAAUAUAAUCCAAGAAUAUUUUCAUCGCGUACGAGAGGUUAUAUUGGAAUAUGGAAUCCUGCCAGAGGAUAUCUAUAAUUUUGAUGAGACUGGCUUUGCUAUGGGACUUUGUGCAACUGCUAAGGUUAUUACUGGAAGUGAUUGAUAUACUCAGCUAAAGCUAUUAAAACCUGGUGAUUGAGAAUGGGUAACUGCAAUUGAGGCAGUUAACUCAACAGGAUGGACUUUACCUUCAUAUAUUAUCUUUAAGGCAAAGAAAUAUAUGCGGUUAGGCUGGUUUGAGGAUCUUCCAGCUAACUAGAUAAUCAAUAUCAGUGAUAAUCGAUGGACAACAGAUAAGAUUGGAUUAGAAUGGCUUAAACUCCAUUUUAUUCCUC
Molecule: messenger RNA, 768 nt
Organism: Talaromyces stipitatus ATCC 10500
Lineage: Eukaryota; Fungi; Ascomycota; Eurotiomycetes; Eurotiales; Trichocomaceae
Product: Psq domain transposase, putative
Exons: 2
Coding region: 9-536 (175 amino acids)
Cellular component (GO): nucleus
Molecular function (GO): DNA binding
Source: RefSeq, a predicted model, not a curated record